GCUGCUGCAGACUGUCGCGCUCAUUGUGUUCAGCACAUGAGUUUCUUUAUACUCGUUUUACUUGCUUUUGUUAAUUCUUGUGAAUUAUUAUUUUAAAUCAACAUGAUAAGGCUCAUCCGUUCCUAUAAAUUUUUACGUUUGCGUAAAACUAGUGUACAAUAUUUUUCGGCUCGAACUAAUAUGGAUUUGAAGGAUAUUAAAAGUGAUACCAAGAGUUCACAAUUAAAAAAUAGUUCGUCAUUUAUGAUGAAUAUUUUUCGUGGAAAAAUGCUUUCAGCGGAAGUUUUCCCAUACCCUGACGUCUUGGUGGCAGAUGAAAAAGAACUAAUUUUGAGUUUAGUUGAUCCAUUUGAAAAAUUUUUUACCGAGAUAAACAGUGCAUCACGAAAUGAUGAAAACUCAUCAAUUGAUGGUACAGUACUGAACAAAUUGUGGGAGCUUGGAGCUUUUGGCAUUCAGGUUCCAGAGAAAUAUGGCGGCUUGGGACUUGGCAAUACGCAAUAUGGUCGUUUGUGUGAAAUUUUGGGUGCUAACGAUCUUAGUGUUGGAAUUACUCUAGGUGCACACCAAAGUAUUGGUUUCAAGGGGAUCUUGUUAUUUGGUACACAACAACAAAAAGAAAAAUACUUAUCAAAGUUAACGACAGAGAAAGUGUAUGCAGCAUUCGCUCUUACCGAACCAAGCUCUGGAUCUGAUGCUGGUUCCAUACGAACUCGGGCUGUAAAAAGUGAUGAUGGAAAUUAUUUCAUUUUGAACGGUUCUAAAAUCUGGAUAUCUAAUGGUGGCGUUGCUGACGUAAUGACAGUGUUUGCACAAACAGAACAAGUCGACCUGGCAACUGGCGAAAAAAAAGAUAGGGUAACAGCCUUCAUCGUAGAGAGAUCUUUUGGAGGUGUAACAAAUGGCCCUCCAGAAAAGAAAAUGGGCAUUAAAGCAUCGAAUACAACCGAGGUGUAUUUCGAUAAUGUUAAAGUCCCAAUCGAUAAUGUUUUAGGAGGGGAAGGCAAUGGGUUUAAAGUUGCCAUGACUAUAUUAAAUAAUGGUCGAUUUGGAAUGGGAGCAACUUUAGCCGGCACAAUGAAAUUUUGUAUACAAAAAGCUGUAGAACAUGCAAAUAAUAGGGUACAAUUUGGAAAGAAAAUCAAAGAAUAUGGUUGUAUACAAGAAAAAAUAUCUCAAAUGAAUAUACUUCAGUAUGCAACUGAGUCAAUGGCUUAUACCAUAUCGCAAAAUAUGGACAAAGGAAGUAAAGAAUAUCACUUAGAAGCUGCGAUAUCCAAAAUUUUUGCGUCUGAAUCGGCGUGGUAUGUUUGCGAUGAAGCUAUUCAAAUACUUGGAGGAAUGGGAUAUAUGAAAGAAGCUGAACUAGAACGUGUCCUCAGAGAUCUCAGAAUAUUCCGCAUUUUCGAAGGCACUAAUGACAUUUUGCGACUUUUUGUCGCACUAACAGGCAUUCAGUAUGCUGCCUCAAACCUAAAAUUUUUACAGAGAGCCUUUAAAAACCCUGCCAAUAACUUUGGAAUAGUCUCAACAGAGAUAUCAAGGAGAGUUUCCACGUCCAUUGGAUUGGGAACAAUAGAUUUUAAUCCACACAUAGCACCAGAACUUCAGAAUUACGGUAAAAAAGCGGCUAACUGUAUUGAAUUAUUUGGGAAAAGUGUGGAACGCCUUCUGGUUAGGUAUGGCAAAAACAUCAUCAAUGAACAAUAUAUAUUGAAACGUUUAUCAAAUGCUGCAAUCGAUAUAUAUUCAAUGGUAGUUACAUUAUCUCGUGCGUCGCGUGCCAUUAAAUUAAACUUACCUACUGCACAGCACGAGUUGAAUAUGACCAAAGUUUUAUGCAUUCAGGCAUCAAACCGAUGUAUGGAUAAUCUUCGAAAUACAAGUGCAGAAUCUGAACUGGAAAUGAUUGACGUAAUGGAAGAAAUAGCCAGGGAAGUCUGUAAUAAGGGAGGAGUUAACACGACUCAUGUCAUUACUAAUUGACGAUUUUUUGCGAUUUUUAUAUUUUAUAAUUUAUAAUUUUUUUAUAUUUAUAUAUUUUCAAUAAAAGUUUUUUCUCUAAA
Bactrocera dorsalis (oriental fruit fly) is the source of this 2066-nucleotide messenger RNA. It is a transcript of the gene Acadvl, whose product is annotated as very long-chain specific acyl-CoA dehydrogenase, mitochondrial. NCBI's taxonomy places the organism in Eukaryota, Metazoa, Arthropoda, Insecta, Diptera, Tephritidae. Gene Ontology annotation, molecular function: fatty-acyl-CoA binding; very-long-chain fatty acyl-CoA dehydrogenase activity; flavin adenine dinucleotide binding. The record is from RefSeq and is a predicted model, not a curated record. Bases 103 to 1986 code for a protein of 627 amino acids. The transcript is spliced from 5 exons.